Molecule: messenger RNA, 606 nt
Organism: Mucor velutinosus
Lineage: Eukaryota; Fungi; Mucoromycota; Mucoromycetes; Mucorales; Mucoraceae
Exons: 1
Coding region: 1-606 (201 amino acids)
Biological process (GO): post-translational protein targeting to endoplasmic reticulum membrane
Cellular component (GO): TRC complex; membrane
Molecular function (GO): molecular adaptor activity; protein binding
Source: RefSeq, a predicted model, not a curated record
AUGAAUACUUUGACACAAUAUCAAGCCAAUUUUGUGUCUAGUGAUGAUAUGAUUGUAUGCAAACCACAUCAGCAACAAACGUGCCUUGCUUGCGGGACCGAUUGGAUAGAGCAUAACCAACUUGCUGCAUCCCUCAAAAACCUCAAGGAGAUACCACUGCCCAACAAGCCCGUACCCAGCAAAACCAACGCAUCCGUCAACAAACUGAAACUGAAUGGUAAUCAAGCUUACAAAUUGGAGCAUUAUGAAGAGGCUGUCGAAUUGUAUACAUCCGCUGUUGAACUGGCAUGGAGUCGACCUUUAUGGGAGCCAUUAGCGUUUCAAGCGGUCAGGGAAGAACUAGUACCUAUUUUAAGUAAUCGAUCAGCAGCCAAUUUGGCCUUGAGCAACUAUGUGGAUGCUUUAGUAGACGCUCAUAUUGUAACACAACUGAAAAACGAUUGGAGUAAAGGGUGGUUCAGAAAAGGAAAAGCUUUGAUGGGCUUGCAAAGAUUUGAUGAAGCCGGCAAGGCGUUCCAUACAGCUUUGCUUUACACGGAUGCGAAUGAACGAGAGGGUCUAAUGGAAGCUAUCAAAGAGUGUUCUACAGCAGCUAGGAAUGCGUAA